Molecule: messenger RNA, 1723 nt
Organism: Morus notabilis
Lineage: Eukaryota; Viridiplantae; Streptophyta; Magnoliopsida; Rosales; Moraceae
Product: indole-3-glycerol phosphate synthase, chloroplastic
Exons: 10
Coding region: 157-1341 (394 amino acids)
Biological process (GO): L-tryptophan biosynthetic process
Molecular function (GO): phosphoribosylanthranilate isomerase activity; indole-3-glycerol-phosphate synthase activity
Source: RefSeq, a predicted model, not a curated record
CCCAACUGAAGCGCUCCUCCGACAGACAGAGAGAGAAAUCUUGUUCUGUUCGUCCCUGAUCCUUAUAUAUAACUGAGCCCAAGCCGCCACAAUCAGCAGAGAGAGAGAGAGACACCAGCCAUAGACGUUAGAGACAGAGAAAAGAAAAGUCCAUUGAUGGAGGCGUUCGUUUCAUUCCAGGCCAUUCCGUCCGUCUCUCGCUUACCCAAAUUCUCAUUCCUCAAAUCCACCCCUGGAAUCUCCUCCCUCUCUCUUCCUUCUCACUCUUCUUCUCCUUUCGCCAUUCGAGCUCAACAGAUGGAGUCAAAGGAUGGUUCGGCUACAGUGACUCCAAUAAGUGAGGAUUCUGAAUCCGAAAAUUCUCUCGAAAUAAAGGAAUGGGAAGUGGGUAUGUUCCAAAACGAGGUGGCUGCUAGCCAAGGAAUAAGGAUCAGGAGAAGACCUCCAACAGGAGCCCCUUUGCACUAUGUGGGACCCUUUGAGUUUCGCUUGCAGAAUGAGGGAAACACCCCUCGUAAUAUCUUGGAGGAAAUCGUAUGGCACAAAGACACUGAAGUCUCACAAUUGAAAGAGAGGAAACCUCUAUCGGCAUUGAAGAAAGCUAUGGAGAAUGCUCCUCCAGCUAGAGACUUUGUUGGAGCUCUCAAGGCGGCUCAUUUGCGAACUGGACUGCCCGCUUUGAUUGCUGAAGUGAAGAAGGCUUCUCCUAGCAGAGGUGUCAUAAGAGAGAAUUUUGAUCCAGUUGAGAUUGCCCGAGCUUAUGAGAAAGGUGGAGCAGCUUGUCUUAGUGUUUUAGCAGAUGAAAAGUAUUUUCAGGGAAGCUUUGAAAACAUUGAGGCAAUAAGGAACGCAGGAGUAAAGUGCCCUCUUCUCUGCAAGGAAUUCAUCAUUGAUGCGUGGCAGAUCUAUUAUGCUAGAACUAAAGGUGCAGACGCCAUUCUUUUGAUUGCUGCUGUUUUGCCUGAUCUUGACAUCAAAUAUAUGACUAAAAUCUGCAAGCUACUUGGUUUAGCGGCACUUGUUGAGGUGCAUGAUGAGAGGGAAAUGGACCGUGUUCUUGGGAUAGAGGGGAUCGAGCUUAUUGGCAUCAAUAACCGCAACCUUGAAACGUUUGAGGUUGAUACAAGUAACACAAAGCGGCUUCUAGAAGGAAAGCGUGGUGACUUGAUCCACGAAAGAGGCAUAAUUGUGGUUGGGGAAUCUGGGUUGUUUACUCCUGAUGACAUUGCUUAUGUACAAGAAGCCGGUGUUAAGGUGGUUUUGGUUGGAGAGUCAAUUGUGAAGCAAGAAGAUCCUGGGAAGGGAAUCGCCAAACUCUUUGGAAAGGAUAUCUCUCUAUGAAGUUAAAUUAGCAACUUAUCAAAAAGGAAAAACAAAUAAAUUAGCAAGUUUCUACAGCUUAUUUGUUGUAAUCUGCAAGAGUAAUGUUUAACAGAGACUAGGUUCAUACCAAAUAGUAUAUGAUCUUUUUAUGUUUCCUCUUUUGUUGUGCUUUCUUUCUUAGCAUUUUGACAUUUUCUAGUUACAUCCAAAUAAUUUGGUAGCCAACUAGCCGUCGAUGUUCCACCUUAUGGUGUGUUGGAAAAGUUGUUACCAUUAUUUAAGAAUUUUAAGUUAGGGGUAAAGUACAAAAUGAUGCCAAGGCUUAGUUUUGAAACAUUACAUUUUUAUGAAGUUUCGUUAUAUGUUGUAAUAAAAUUAAUUCGAUAGGAUUACAAUGUGA